AACCCUAAGGCUAAACUCCCCCCCUUUCUCUCUCUCUUCCCCCCCCCCCUCUCUCUCUCUCUCUCACACACACACUCUCUGAACUUCCGCCUCCGCCGGUCGCAGCGCCGCAGCCUCCACUUCAGCCUUCGAUCGUCAUCGUCGUCGCAGCCUUCACUUCGGCCUCCGCCUCCGCCGGUCGCAGCGCCGCAACCUCCACUUCAGCCUCUGUGAGAUGGGUGGCAAGGCAAAAAAAGCUACAGGGAAGAAGUUGCAAAAGAGUUUGUCUCAGUUUUCAGCCACCGGUGGCAAAGUUGAAUCCGCUGAAUUUUUGCCAUUGGAGGGUGGUCCUGGACAUAAACUGCCCAAAAGUGAAACACCGGUGAACACUGCUACAGUCCUUUAUAUUGGUCGUAUUCCACAUGGAUUUUAUGAGAAUGAAAUGGAAGGCUUCUUCAGACAGUUUGGCACUAUCAAGAGGCUCAAAAUUGCCAGGAAUAAGAAGACUGGAAAAUCCAAGCAUUUUGGCUUCAUCGAAUUUGAGUCUCCCGAGGUUGCAAAAAUUGUAGCCGAAUGUAUGCAUAACUAUCUUAUGUUUGAACACAUGUUACAAGUUCACCUUGUUCCACCAGAGCGUGUUCACCCAAAAGUGUGGAAAGGUGUUAACCGACGGUACAAACCCUUGGACUGGGUUAAAAUUGAAAGGAAACGACAUGACAAGGAAAGAACAUUGGAAGAGCAGAAGAAGUUGGUAGAAGGAAUCUUGAAACGGGACCAGAAAAGGCGGAAGAGGAUUGAAGCAGCUGGUAUCGAUUACGAGUGUCCUGAAUUUGUGGGAAGCGCCCAGCCUGCACCAAAGAAGAUUAGGUUUGACGAGGAAUAGAUCUUAAUGCGGUUUAUGCCGACAGUCGUGGAGGGAAAGAAGGCAUAGAUAUAGAGAUGUGGCAUGAAGUUUGGAUGGAAGUUUUGUACUGGUGGUCCCGUCAGAUUGAAUUACUGUUCUAGAUACAUUUCCUCUUAUGCCUUUUCCUGGAUAGCUGAAUCUGUUUUGUACUGAAGGCAAGCUUUUGCUUUUGGCAGUAUAAACAGAUUCCAACAAUUUUCUUAUUAUAAUGGAUUGCAAGCAGUCAAUGUUAGAAUUUCAA
This is a messenger RNA of Diospyros lotus (date-plum), 1124 nucleotides long. RefSeq lists its product as uncharacterized. Gene Ontology annotation, biological process: maturation of LSU-rRNA from tricistronic rRNA transcript (SSU-rRNA, 5.8S rRNA, LSU-rRNA). Gene Ontology annotation, cellular component: nucleolus. Gene Ontology annotation, molecular function: RNA binding. The transcript has 10 exons. The record is from RefSeq and is a predicted model, not a curated record. NCBI's taxonomy places the organism in Eukaryota, Viridiplantae, Streptophyta, Magnoliopsida, Ericales, Ebenaceae. Bases 215 to 862 code for a protein of 215 amino acids.